Molecule: messenger RNA, 1128 nt
Organism: Sclerotinia sclerotiorum 1980 UF-70
Lineage: Eukaryota; Fungi; Ascomycota; Leotiomycetes; Helotiales; Sclerotiniaceae
Product: UDP-glucose 4-epimerase Gal10
Exons: 4
Coding region: 1-1128 (375 amino acids)
Biological process (GO): beta-D-galactose catabolic process via UDP-galactose, Leloir pathway
Cellular component (GO): cytosol
Molecular function (GO): UDP-glucose 4-epimerase activity
Source: RefSeq, a predicted model, not a curated record
AUGUCAGUUGGAACAGUCUUGAUCACCGGAGGUACUGGAUACAUCGGUUCAUUCACAACUUUGGCCUUACUUGAACAUGGCUAUAAAGUUGUGAUUGUUGAUAGUUUAUACAAUUCUUCAGAGGCCGCCUUGGAUCGUAUAGAAUUAUUAUGCGGCAAGCGUCCAGAUUUCUACCAAGUCGAUAUCACAGACGAGAGAGAGUUAGAAAAAGUCUUUGCUGCUCAUCCUAAGAUUGACAGUGUUAUUCACUUCGCUGCUUUGAAGGCAGUUGGAGAGUCUUCCGAAAUCCCGCUCGAAUACUAUCGCGUCAAUGUUGGUGGAACAAUCACUCUUUUACGAUGCAUGACCAGAUUCAAUGUCCCCAAUAUUGUCUUCUCUUCAUCUGCCACCGUUUACGGUGAUGCGACUCGGGUUCCAAAUAUGAUUCCUAUCCCAGAACAUUGCCCAAUCGGAGCUACAAACCCAUACGGACGUACCAAGAGCAUGAUUGAAGAUGUCAUCAUUGAUCAUAUCAAUGCGCAAAGAAAUAAUUUGAAGAAGAAGGGAGAGAAAUAUGAGCAAUGGAAUGGUGCUUUACUGAGAUAUUUCAACCCAGCUGGAGCUCACCCAAGUGGUAUUAUGGGUGAAGAUCCUCUGGGUGUUCCAUUCAACCUCUUGCCAUUGUUGGGUCAGGUUGCGACUGGAAAACGAGAGAAAUUGCUCGUGUAUGGUGAAGACUAUUCUUCUCGCGACGGUACAGCUAUUCGCGAUUACAUCCAUGUGGUCGACUUGGCAAAGGGUCAUCUCGCCGCUCUAAAUCAUCUCCGCAAUCAACAACCUGGUGUUCGUGCAUGGAAUCUGGGAUCUGGUCGUGGAUCCACCGUCUUCGAAAUGAUCAAGGCAUUUAGUGAUGUUGUAGGACGGAAGCUUCCAUAUGAAGUAGUUGACCGCCGAGCCGGUGAUGUUCUGGAUUUAACUGCCAACCCUACUCGCGCAAAUGAAGAAUUGAACUGGAAAACCGAAUUAACACUCGAGGAUGCUUGUAAGGAUUUGUGGAAAUGGGUUAGUAAUAAUCCGCAAGGAUAUCGUCAAGAUCCUCCCGAGCAAUUAUUAAAGGAACUCAAGGAGAGUUUGAAGAAGAAUACUUAA